Galendromus occidentalis (western predatory mite) is the source of this 1207-nucleotide messenger RNA. RefSeq lists its product as uncharacterized. Lineage: Eukaryota; Metazoa; Arthropoda; Arachnida; Mesostigmata; Phytoseiidae. The record is from RefSeq and is a predicted model, not a curated record. Bases 82 to 789 code for a protein of 235 amino acids. The transcript is spliced from 4 exons.
UUCGAUACUCGCUCGCAAAUUGCCACGGUCUCAACUUGGUCAAGAGGCCAUAUUCUCGCUUGCUGCAUCAUCCAGCGCAUCAUGCGGAAAAUUGCGAAUUUUGUAUCGCUCCUGCCCAAUGACCUUCUCCAUGCUCUAUCAGACAGAUUCAUUCCUCCCUUCCAGAUGGAUCAAAAACGUAAUUGGGUCUUGCACCGCCCCCACAGCGUCGACAGACUCCAAAGAGUCGACGCGGGAGCUCGAAUGUCUCUGUACAAAGGACUUGAGACCAUCUUGCAAACGAAACCGGAACCCACUGAAACGACGAGUCGAACCUCAGUCAAGAUCUCGCUAAAUUCGACCUACGAAGACUCCGCCUUGGGUGUUUCUCUGGAUGGCGAGACACUCAACUCUCCCUCGGUGAAGCGUGAAUCCAUCGAGUCGAUCACAAGUUCCGAUGAAGAUCUAGUCCCAGCCGUGGGCGUUGGAGAAAACCUGGAAGAGCUGAAGUUACCCAUGAUCAUCAAGGAGAACGGCUUAGCUAGGGAUGAAUCCGAUUCGAGUGACUUGGAACAAGCCGAGGCGUUUCAUGCAGCUCUUGGGCCAGAAAUCGACGUCAUACGGCAACAAAUAGCCAGCAUUAUCAACGAAGGAUUCGUACUGUUCCCGCUGGAGCUCGUCUCUCAAUUAUACCUUCGAUAUGGACGUCGGCUGCCGCUGCUGAACGAGGAAUUCUCCACCGAUAGUCUCCUCAAUUGGCUCAAACGCAUCUCGUGCCUGAAACUCGAUAAUCUCAUCCUCGGUGUAUGAUCCGAACGCGAAUCGUGAAAUUUUUGUGAGAGAGAGGAACCGGGAGUCCUCGGCGACCUGAGCCCUGCGAACGAUUUGACUCGUCGGCAGAAAUCCCAUCCCUCUAUCCCAGAAUCUGAUGGUAUCCAAAUUUUAGCGAGGAGUGUCCUCGUGUGGUGAAAUAUCAUGCCAGACAUUGUACUGAUCGACGUCCGAUCAUUCGAAAUAACCGAACCAUUCAUCGACUACGCUGAUCUAGCAAUCGAUAGAAAAGUCGCGCUCAACUCCUGGCUGGUUCCUGUUGAGAUUCGGGCUGUUGCCGCUGGCCUUCCCCAAAUUUUGUAAUAUAUAAGAGUUCAGUUAGCUGGAGGCGUGGUCAACGCAUGGAGCAAAACGCCGUGAUGAGGAUGGAAAAGUUUUAUUCCCAAAUAAAAAAUGA